Molecule: messenger RNA, 1191 nt
Organism: Alternaria novae-zelandiae
Lineage: Eukaryota; Fungi; Ascomycota; Dothideomycetes; Pleosporales; Pleosporaceae
Exons: 5
Coding region: 1-1191 (396 amino acids)
Biological process (GO): regulation of DNA-templated transcription
Molecular function (GO): DNA-binding transcription factor activity, RNA polymerase II-specific; zinc ion binding
Source: RefSeq, a predicted model, not a curated record
AUGGAUGACCUCGAAGACGAAUUGGAUCUUCGUUUUCACAAGGGGCUGAGUCCCGAUGUCUACUACCGCUGUCCUACGCUCGAAUCACUGGAGGGAGCUCUGCGCAAUGAGCUGGACAAGAACGCAGCCAGCUUCAUUCCCACAGACGUGGUGACCGAGUUCAUUUUUGCGACAGCCUCAACCAUCACCAUCCCCGUGACGCAGCAGCCGAGCCUUGACGCGCUCAUACAGCCAGCCGAUCACCUUCAGAGCAUUGCUGCCGAGUACGCGCUGUGUCGUGACAUUGACGGCAAAGACAGGCUCAAAGUGCAGCGAGCAGUAGCGAGAUCCAUCAUCGAAGCCAUUCAGGACACCGAUGGUUUCAAGUACUCCGAGCGCUCUGCGCAGAGUAAAGAAGGCGGUGAUGGUGCCAGGCUCAAGAAUCGCAAAAGCAACCUCAAGAAAGAAAGGUCUCACGAUAGCGACGACGACGAGGCUGGAGUCAACAAGCAGGGGCCCGCUGUACUGCCGACCUACGACUGCGGAGGCGCAAUACACAUCAAAUUCUCACUCAAGAGAGAGGCCAUAAAUGUCGUGUAUAAGCAUAAUCCUAUCCAUACCACCCGCGAGAUUGAUGCCGGCCUACCUGCCUUAGCCACAGAUAACGGCGUUGCUCCCACUGCCGCUGCUACGGAAGAAAAGGAACCGCGCAAAAGGAAACGUAGUAAAAAGAAUGUUGUUGAAGCAGACAACGACUUCGGGGACCCAGAUAUGGACAUGUCAACGUCUCCGGAAGCUCCAAGUUCAUCGACGAAGAAGAGGCGCAAGGGAAGUGGUGCCUUGGCCUCUCCUAGGACUGUGCGGAAACCAUCCACCAAGAAGAGCAAGAAUGCCAAAUCGCCUGCAUCACCCACCAAAUCGAGGAAAAAGGCGCCUGUCAGUGAACCAUCACCGCCGUCGCUACCUGCUCCUGGCAAAGCUUGCAUCCGCUGUCGCGGAAAGAAGAUCAAAUGCAACGAGGCGAAACCGACGUGCAACCAGUGCCGACGAGGACUAUGGACCUGUCAGUAUGAAGUGUUGAACAAUAAGAAGCGCUCCAAAAACGGCUGUCUUAACUGCAAGCAGAGACGACGGAAGUGUACAGAAGAAAGGCCAUCGUGCGCAUACUGCUUACGACUGGACGAUGACUGCGAAUACGCUGACUACUCCUGA